Cylindrotheca closterium is the source of this 477-nucleotide messenger RNA. The record is from the annotation of a GenBank genome assembly. NCBI's taxonomy places the organism in Eukaryota, Bacillariophyta, Bacillariophyceae, Bacillariales, Bacillariaceae.
AUGAAUGUCGCUGAGCCCAUUCCUUCGUCAUACACGUCUUCUUUCAUGGGCGAGCAAAAGCAACUGGUGGCAACUCCGCCAUCUAGAAUGAGUUUGAAAGAUGUGCAUGAGCAAAAUUUCCGGGCCACGAUGGACAGCUCAAGCAUCCAGCACAGCCCCAAAUCGCCAAGCAUUCCCAUCAAGGGUAAGGCAUUCCUAUCUCACCGCCAAAUCCUCGAUCAAGCUGCAGCAAUGGUUGACUUCCAAGACCUACAAUUUUACAAUCGAGUGGUUACUGGAAUCAAGACUUCGACCGAAAAGCAGUACGAAAGCAAAGAGCUGCUGGAGCAAAACGAGGUCUGCCUUGAGAACAUCAUCCGAACGAGAUCUGAUGGGUUCAUGGAAGACUACCUUUUCGAACCUGGUUCAGACGACCAUCCAUCGGCCAACAAUGGAUGGGAUUCGGAUGAUGAAGACCAGUUUGUGUUGGACUUGUGA